GAUUUUUUUUUCUUAUUUUAUUUUAUGGGUCUCAUUUAUUUUGUUUGGUAAGCUGACUUCCACCUCCAGCUGCCGUGUAAGGACUUCCUGUAAAACAAAGAAUGCUAGUUUUUCUCUACUCCUUUUGAGUUUUCUUGUGGCGUUUUGGACCAAAGAUAAAAACUUGUUUCGAAAUUUCUCUUAGCUUUGUUUAUUUUGUUCACUUUGGGAAAAUCUUUCUGCAAAUCCAACUUCAUGGAGUUCUCGAUUUUGUGAAGUUCAGGAAUUGAAUCGCUUCUAAUCUGACUGGCAAGGUUUAAGGUUCUCUUUGUCUUUGGAUCUACAGUGAAGAAAUUGGUGAAUGUGAAUUUUGUUGGGGGGGGGCUAUGAAGUGUUUCUCAUUUCACAUUGGAGACAAGAAGGAAGAACCCAAGACUACGAAGUCUGUAUCAGUUCAAUCUGUGAAUUCUACGUUUACUGAUCGUGAAGUUGGGAGAUCUGGGUCUGAAUUGAAUUCCCAGGAUGGCUCAGGCACCAUUACAGAAUCCAUUGGGAGGCCCUCAUUUCCUAGUAUGUCUCAAAGACCCAGCAAUCUCAGAGUGUUCACAGUUUCUGAGCUCAGGUCAGCUACCAAGAAUUUUAGUCGGUCGGUCAUGCUUGGUGAGGGUGGAUUUGGUUGUGUCUAUAGAGGGUCAAUCAAGAGCGUAGAGGAUCCAACUAACAAGAUUGAAGUUGCAGUGAAACAGCUUGGUAAAAGGGGGAUGCAGGGGCACAAAGAAUGGGUAACAGAAGUUAAUGUUCUUGGUGUGGUUGAGCAUCCAAACCUUGUCAAAUUAGUUGGCUAUUGUGCAGAUGAUGAUGAAAGAGGAAUCCAGCGCCUUCUGAUAUACGAAUAUAUGCCUAAUGGAAGUGUGGAAGAUCAUUUAUCUGCACGAUCAGAGGUGCCUCUUCCAUGGACCAUGAGAUUGAGAAUAGCCCAAGAUGCUGCUCGUGGCUUAACAUACCUACAUGAAGAAAUGGGUUUUCAGAUCAUCUUCAGGGAUUUCAAGUCUUCAAAUAUCCUUUUAGAUGAGCAAUGGAAUGCCAAGUUAUCAGAUUUUGGGCUGGCUAGGUUGGGACCUUCAGAAGGAUUGACCCAUGUUUCAACUGCGGUUGUGGGAACCAUGGGGUACGCAGCUCCUGAGUACAUCCAAACCGGACGUCUUACAGCCAAGAGUGAUGUCUGGAGCUAUGGGGUCUUCCUUUAUGAACUUAUUACAGGUCGACGCCCAUUGGACCGAAAUCGACCCAAAAGCGAGCAGAAGCUCUUGGAAUGGGUGAGGCCAUACCUAUCAGAUGCAAAAAAGUUCACACACAUAUUGGAUCCAAGGCUUGAGGGAAAAUACCCCGUAAGGUCAGCCCAAAAGCUUGCAACUAUAGCUAACCGAUGCUUAGUUAGAAACCCCAAGUCACGUCCAAAGAUGAGCGAAGUGUUGGAAAUGGUGAAUCGAAUAGUGGAUGCAUCAUCUGAAACAGCUAGUCCUCAACUAUCAUUCAGAAGCACAUUGUCUAUGGACUCAUCACGGAACAAUACAAUGAAAAAGAAAAGAAGAAACAUAGAUUUGAAAGGCGGAGAAAGUGGUUGGUUUGCUCGGAUGUGGACUCCGAAGCUUUUAAGAACAUGUUGAUUGCAGUAAAGCUUCAGCAUAUGCAGCAGGUAGGUCUAUUGGCCUAUGGAUUACUUAUUGUAUAUUGAGGCUUGUUGGGUUAUUCAUGUAUUGACUUAACAACAAAAUCUUUAGCAAAAACUUUCUAUAUGCAUGAUUUAAGAGAGGCAUCAACUUGAGAUCCAGAGAGUGCCUAAUUGAUUGGAGAAUGAAGAUGUUAAUUCUGAUAAUUUUCCACCAGAGACUCCAAGGCUAUGCAGAAGAUGUUGACUAAUUUUCUUAGGCAGCUUGGCUGGUUGGCUCACUGUAGAGAACUUGGGAAUAGGAUUAGUUAUGGAACUUUGUGAACAAUAUUGUUGUUGUUGUUGUUUUGUUGUCAGAGAUGCUUAUUGCUUAAAAUCUGGUCUUUAUCAUCUCUCAGUUACCACACUUUGUAUGAUGCUAUUCAGCAGAUUUGUCAUUUGUUGUAAAAUAUUUUGAUUAGAAUUUUGAAUUAAAUUUGGAUCAUA
Manihot esculenta (cassava) is the source of this 2134-nucleotide messenger RNA. RefSeq names its product serine/threonine-protein kinase PCRK1. The coding region runs from base 366 to 1646 and encodes 426 amino acids. The transcript has 5 exons. The record is from RefSeq and is a predicted model, not a curated record. Gene Ontology annotation, biological process: protein phosphorylation. Gene Ontology annotation, molecular function: protein kinase activity; ATP binding. NCBI's taxonomy places the organism in Eukaryota, Viridiplantae, Streptophyta, Magnoliopsida, Malpighiales, Euphorbiaceae.